Molecule: messenger RNA, 1106 nt
Organism: Olea europaea var. sylvestris
Lineage: Eukaryota; Viridiplantae; Streptophyta; Magnoliopsida; Lamiales; Oleaceae
Product: dof zinc finger protein DOF2.1-like
Exons: 2
Coding region: 144-917 (257 amino acids)
Biological process (GO): regulation of DNA-templated transcription
Molecular function (GO): DNA binding; DNA-binding transcription factor activity
Source: RefSeq, a predicted model, not a curated record
UUGAGUGGAGCUAUCUUGCAAAACUUCCAUUAAUUCUCUCAAAAAAUAAUUCUCAAUCUCUUCGUUUUUACUUACACACUCAUAUAGAUAUAUACCCAUCCAAGACUCUUUUCAACUCAGGAGGAGAUUUGAUUGUUGCAUGGAUGGAUCCUUCAACUGAACACAACCAGGAAAUGGGUUCCCAAACACUAGAAAGCAUGUUGGUUUGCACAAAACUCCAGCAAGAAAAGAAGCCAAGGCCUAGUGAGCAAUCCCUGAGAUGCCCUAGAUGUGAUUCCAACAACACCAAGUUUUGUUAUUACAAUAAUUACAGUCUUUCACAGCCAAGGUACUUCUGUAAAUCUUGCAGGAGGUACUGGACUAAAGGUGGAACAUUGAGAAAUGUUCCAAUGGGUGGAGGGUGCAGGAAGAACAAAAGAGCAUCAGCAAAGAGAAGCCAAGAUCAACCAUUGACAGCAAGUUCCCCCAGUCCUUCUAGCUCUUCUUUAACACCUCUAUCAUAUGAUUCCAGUGAUCUCAGCCUUGCAAUUGCCGGUCUUCCACAUCAGGCAACCGGAGUAAUGGGAUUUGACGGCCACGAUUAUUCCAUAUUAGGUAAUCCCAACAUCCCUUGUUACGGUUCUGGGCUUUUCGAUGAAUUUAGGAGCCGAUUUCUUGAAAUCCCGAAUCAUGAAUUUCACAAUCCGUACUACGGGAAUGGAAACAUGGGAUAUUUGGGAACUGGUGGGACGAACACGCAAAUUGAAGAGCUGAGUGCUGCACAAACAAGAGCGAAGCAAGAAAUGCACAAUACAAGAGAAGAUGAAAGAAGAGAAUUGUGGGGAUUCCCAUGGCAGCAAUUUGGCAAUGGGGAUGCAAAUAAUGUGAAUGGAAUUGCCACAUCUUGGCAUGGACUUCUCAAUACCCCUCUCAUGUAGAGAGAGACUCAGUUAGAAAAAUCAAGAUAUGCAACAAGAAUAUCUAAUUUUUAUAUUAUUAGUUUUGUUUGUAUCAAGAGAUUUGAUUCACUUGAAUCAUUCCUUUGUUCUUUUCUUGUCUCUGAACUAAUGAAAUUUCAAAUUUGUUCUUCUCUCCAUUAAAGUAAGAAACUGGUGAUGUAUUUUCAA